This is a messenger RNA of Arabis nemorensis, 1086 nucleotides long. The record is from the annotation of a GenBank genome assembly. Lineage: Eukaryota; Viridiplantae; Streptophyta; Magnoliopsida; Brassicales; Brassicaceae.
AUGAUGAGUUCUUCUUCUCCAAGUCAACUUGCAUCAUUAAGAGACAUGGGAAUCUAUGAGCCAUUUCAACAAAUUGUUGCUUGGGGAAAUGCUUUCAAAUCUGAUAUCAAUGAUCAUAGUCCCAAUACUGCUACUUCAUCGAUCAUACAAGCGAAUUACGCUUCUUCUUCGAAUAAUAACCAGAUCGAAGCAGAACCUUCUAUUAAUGAUCUUCAGGAUGAUGAUGAUGGCAGAGUUCAUGAUAAGAUGAAACGACGUUUAGCGCAGAAUCGAGAAGCUGCUCGAAAAAGUCGUUUGAGAAAGAAGGCGUAUGUUCAACAAUUAGAAGAAAGUCGGUUAAAGUUAUCGCAGUUAGAGCAAGAACUCGAAAGGGCUAAGCAGCAGGGAUUAUGUGUACGCAACUCGUCAUCAGGGAGGAUUAACACAGGGAUUGCUUCAUUUGAGAUGGAAUAUUCACAUUGGCUUGAAGAACAAAGUAAGAGAGUUAGCGAAAUCCGAACAGCGCUUCAAGCUCAUAUAAGCGAUGUAGAACUCAGGAUGCUAGUAGAGAGUUGCCUGAACCAUUACGCAAACCUCUUUCGAAUGAAAUCUAAUGCAGCGAAAGCCGAUGUUUUCUACUUGAUAUCGGGCAUGUGGCGAACUUCAACAGAAAGAUUCUUCCAAUGGAUCGGAGGAUUCCGUCCUUCCGAACUUUUAAACGUUGUGAUGCCUUAUCUUCAACCAUUAACCGAUCAACAAAUCUUGGAAGUCCGAAACCUUCAACAAUCAUCACAACAAGCAGAGGAUGCUCUGUCUCAAGGGAUCGAUAAACUUCAACAAAGUUUAACUGAAAACAUUGUGAUUGAUGCGGUUAUCGAGUCCACGGACUAUCCCCCGACUCACAUGGCUGCAGCAUUAGAGAAUCUUCAAGCAAUAGAAGGAUUUGUGAAUCAAGCAGAUCAUUUGAGACAACAAACAUUGCAACAAAUGGCGAAAAUCUUGACGACAAGACAAGCAGCUCGAGGUUUGCUUGCAUUGGGAGAGUAUCUUCAUAGGCUUCGUGCUCUUAGUUCUCUAUGGGCAGCUCGUCCACGAGAACCAACUUAA